Messenger RNA from Panicum virgatum (switchgrass), 2553 nucleotides. RefSeq lists its product as uncharacterized. The coding region runs from base 743 to 2395 and encodes 550 amino acids. The record is from RefSeq and is a predicted model, not a curated record. The transcript has 12 exons. NCBI's taxonomy places the organism in Eukaryota, Viridiplantae, Streptophyta, Magnoliopsida, Poales, Poaceae.
AUUCCCACCUGCCCUCCCUGCUCCCCGACCCAAUAAUAAUUCAGUCAUUCUCUCUCACUCGCAUCUCCCUCGCCAAGAAAACAAAAAAGAUUUGGUGCCUGUCCCCAGCUUCUGAUGCUGCUACUAAUCCACCGAGUAUCAUCAUCGUCUCCUCCUCCCUGCUAGUGCUGAUUAGACUGCACUACCGCAGUGGUUUGGGAAUGGAGUCGGCCGCUGGCCUUUCCCUGUUCCUUCGGUUAAAGAACUAACAGCGGUGGGACAACGAGGAUUGAUGCCAUUGCCCGAUUCUUCUUUCUCUCCACCUCCCUUCUUUUAAGCACCUGCUUUCCCUGGCCUUCUUUUCCAUUCCCAUUUGUUUUGGCGGCGGCUGCUGCGCCAGCUUUCCUGUGCCCCUUUCGUCUCCCGGGGUAUUCUCCUGCUCUCCCCUCCAGCCUCUCUGUCUCGUCCUUAUACCAGCUCCAUUGGCAAGCUACGAGGAGCCUGCUCUGCUUCUCCUCCAUUGUUCUUGGCUACUAGUUCUGUCGCAGACUCGCAGGUACCCAAGAAAGCCUUGCCUUUUCCUUUGCAGGAGCGACUAAGCUCAGCUCUUUCGAGAACCGGUGCAGCUGAGCUCCAGGCUCCAGCUCCCCGGACAAAGCUGAGCCACGGCGGCAUCCUUUCUCGCUCUGUACAUGGACAGCUCACUGUUCGCCACAACAGCUCAAGGUUCUCGGAGGUGAGGGGAGAGAAGGCUUGGUCGGCGAUGGAAAGGGAGUCGAGGUCAGGGGUGCUCUCGGAGACGGGGUCCUGCGCCGGCACGCCGAGGUCGGUCCAAUCGUCUCGCAGUCUCCAGCACCGGUACUCUUCACGGAGCAUUCUGAAGACGCAUGAAGGCGCACCAGAUAUGUCACCACGAUUCUCCUAUUGCAAGCCUACAACCCACAGAGAGAAGAUGAUCAACAGAAGGCACUCACUUAACUUGCCAGAGCAAUUGCCAGACCAUUGCUCCAGAAAAGCGACAGAACGAACACAAAAGGCUACCUCAAAGUCUGUUGCAGAUUUAGUUGGGGAGAUUGCAGCUCUUGAGCAGGAAGUCAUACGCAAGGAACUACAUCUGCUUUCCCUCUAUAGAAGAGCAUUUGAUCAAUAUGUAUCUGAAUCCUGCAGCUUCACAAGUGAGGUGGACCAAGAAACCUUGAAAAACAUUGACGAAGGCGCACUCCGUUUAAGGGUUAUAAAGCAAUCUGCAGCCUUCAACUUGCCAACCGUCUCAAAUUCUGAGGUACCUAAAUCAGGUGCAAGGCAUUCCAGCCUUGUGAACUUCUUGAGUGCUUCUAUUUCAGAAUAUGUGCCUAAGAUCUCAUGCAAAUUAUCGGAGGACAUUUUGAGCUGCAUUGGUGCUGUCUACUGCAAACUUUCAAGCACGCAACGGCAAGACGCAGAAUGCAUGACUUCACCAAGUCCUGUUUCAUCUUCAAGUACUUUUUCUCCGAGGCGCCGUAAUGACAGUUGGAGCCCUCGGUUCAACUUUGAUAGCCCACGUCAGUAUGGAUUCCAGAAAGAGAAGAAUGAACAAAACAUAGACAUGAUUGUCAUUCCGAGGAUACAUAUCGAUGCUGACAAGUUUGAUUAUGCCUCAAAAAUGUUGGAGACUAUCAGGUCCCUGAUACAGCGCCUCGAAAAAGUUGACCCAAUGAAGAUGACACAUGAGGAGCAGCUCUGCUUUUGGAUUAAUAUCCACAAUGCUCUAGUGAUGCAUGCUUUUCUGGCCUAUGGUCUACACGACAAGCGCAUGAAGAGCACGGACAUGAUUCUGAAGGCUGCGUACAACGUGGGUGGGCAAUCAGUAAACGCCCAGAUUAUUCAGAACUCGAUUCUUGGAUGCCAGUCCCAUCGCCCAUCAUUGUGGGUCCGCGCGCUAUUCACGCCGUCGAAAAGAUCCACGGCAGGGACGGCCAGGCACCCCUACACCCUCCACCACCCCGAGCCGAUCGCGCACUUCGCGCUGUCGACCGGGGCAUUUUCAGACCCGCCUAACUUUCUCUUGCUGCGCUGCAGGUCCGGCUGUACACGGCGAAGAAGAUCCACCAGCAGCUGGAGACGGCGCGGACGGAGUUCAUCCAGGGCAGCGUGGUGGUGCGGAAGCAGGCCCUGCUGCUGCCCAAGGUGCUGCACUACUACGCCAGGGACGCCGCGCUGGAGCUGCGGCACCUGGUGGAGCUCGUGUGCGAGAGCAUGCCGGAGGCCCAGCGGGAGCGCUGCCCGAGGAGGAGGGCCGACAAGUGCGUCGAGUGGAUGCCGUACAAGUCCGCCUUCAGAUACGUUGUACAUAGGGACCUGGCUGACUAGACGCCACAUGUGGUGUUGUUUCCGCUGCUGCUGGCUUCUGUCCAUCGAGACACCUGCCACAGUGUAAGUAGUGUGGGGUGUGCAUGCGAGUGUGUGGCUGUAGAUACGGGUGUGGCUGCGAAUUGUGAGUAGUUUUGAGUUAGGGCUGGUGGCUCAAACACUGUACAUUUUUCUUUCUGUGGAUGUGCAUUGAGGAAUUUGGGAUUAAGAUUAUGAACUGAUGAA